CUCUGGACACAAAACUUCAGCCAUGAAGGUGACAGCCAUCUUUCUUCUCAGUGCCUUGGCCCUGUUGAGUUUGUCUGGUAACGCUAAAGCUGAUGUCCCAGGAACAAAGGCUGUAUGUAACAGUAAUGUGAAUGGAUGCCCCAGGAUCUAUGACCCCAUCUGUGGGACUGAUGGGCAUACUUAUCCUAAUGAAUGCAUGUUAUGUAUGGAAAAUAAGGAGCGGGAGGUUCCUGUCCUCAUUAAAAAACAUGGGCCUUGCUGA
Myotis lucifugus (little brown bat) is the source of this 262-nucleotide messenger RNA. RefSeq names its product serine peptidase inhibitor, Kazal type 1 (gene SPINK1). Gene Ontology annotation, molecular function: serine-type endopeptidase inhibitor activity; protein binding. The transcript has 4 exons. NCBI's taxonomy places the organism in Eukaryota, Metazoa, Chordata, Mammalia, Chiroptera, Vespertilionidae. The record is from RefSeq and is a predicted model, not a curated record. The coding region runs from base 23 to 262 and encodes 79 amino acids.